This is a messenger RNA of Salvia splendens (bonfire salvia), 3477 nucleotides long. Its product is annotated as auxin response factor 5-like. Gene Ontology annotation, molecular function: DNA binding. The coding region runs from base 550 to 3312 and encodes 920 amino acids. Gene Ontology annotation, cellular component: nucleus. The record is from RefSeq and is a predicted model, not a curated record. Gene Ontology annotation, biological process: regulation of DNA-templated transcription; response to hormone. The transcript has 13 exons. NCBI's taxonomy places the organism in Eukaryota, Viridiplantae, Streptophyta, Magnoliopsida, Lamiales, Lamiaceae.
UUUUUGUCAUUUCGAUUUGCCAUCUCAAAACUCCAUUUUUUCUACUGAAAGGUCAAUUUCUUUAUGAGAAGAGAGAAAAAAGGGAAGAGGAAACACUUGAUAGUCCAACCACUCAUGCUUUGAUCCGCGUGCUGUGUGUGUUUAUAUUUUUGUGACUUUUUUAAUAAAAAAAAGAAAAUUCCCUUUUAGCUGUGGAUGGGUUGUUGGUGAUAGGGCGAGGGGACGAGGAAGCCCCACUUAGAUUUUUCAGUAUUACUUUUUUGCAGUGUGUUUUUUGUUCCUUGGUUUUGGAUUUUUUAGAGCAUGCCUUCUUUGAUUGGUUCCUCUCAUACCACUAGAUUCUCUCAAUAUUGCCUUGGCCUUAUUCCUCUCAUCAAUUGUUUAAUAUACAUGCAUUUUCUUGAACUAGUGUUUUUUUUGUUGGUGGGGUGAUUUUUUUCAGUCUUUGUGAAGCUUGAUUCUUGCUUGCUGCAAGAGAUGGAGCCUAGUGUUGUGGGAUUCAAGUAGUGUGUGUGUGUGUGUGUGUGUGCUGGAGAGAGAAGGGAGAAGAUGGCUUCUAUUGAAGAAAAGAUGAAGCCAGGAGGAGGAGGUUUGGUGAGUGGGGAAAGCAAUAUGAUUGAUGGUAUGAAGCUGUUGAAGGAAAUGCAGGAUCACAGUGGGGUAAAGAAACCAAUAAAUUCUGAGCUGUGGCAUGCCUGUGCUGGUCCACUCGUCACCUUGCCUCCGGUGGGAAGCCUCGUAUACUAUUUCCCACAAGGCCAUAGCGAGCAGGUUGCCGUCUCCACAAAUAGGUCAGCAACGACACAAAUACCAAACUAUCCGAAUCUCCCCACUCAGUUGCUGUGCCAAGUUCACAACGUUACACUCCAUGCAGACAAAGAAACCGAUGAGAUCUAUGCCCAGAUGAGCCUGCAGUGUGUAAAUUCUGAAAAGGAUGUAUUUCCUAUACCCGAUUUUGGACUAAAACCGAGUAAACAUCCAACCGAGUUCUUCUGCAAAACUUUGACAGCUAGUGAUACAAGCACGCAUGGCGGUUUUUCUGUUCCUAGGAGGGCGGCCGAAAAGCUUUUCCCUCAAUUAGAUUACUCGAUGCAACCUCCAUUUCAAGAACUAGUGGUCCGGGAUUUACACGAUAACACCUGGACCUUUCGCCACAUAUACCGGGGGCAGCCGAAGCGGCACCUUCUUACAACUGGCUGGAGUAUGUUCGUUGGAGCAAAGCGGCUUCGAGCUGGUGAUUCAGUGCUGUUUAUCAGGGACGAGAAAUCGCAGUUGUUGCUAGGAGUGAGGCGUGCCAACCGCCAGCAAACAAUGAUGCCAUCUUCCGUUCUAUCUGCUGACAGCAUGCAUAUAGGAAUCCUUGCUGCUGCUGCUCAUGCUGCUGCUAACAGAAGCCCGUUUACGAUCUUUUACAAUCCGAGGGCAUGCCCCUCGGAGUUUGUCAUUCCGUUGGCUAAAUAUAGAAAAGCAGUUUUUGGGACGCAGCUGUCUAUUGGUAUGAGGUUCGGCAUUAUGUUUGAAACCGAAGAAUCCACUAAACGGAGAUACAUGGGCACGAUCAUAGGAAUAGGCGACAUAGAUCCAUUAAGAUGGCCCAACUCGAAGUGGCGUAGUCUUCAGGUGGAGUGGGACGAGCCUGGAUGUGGUGAUAAGCAGAAUCGAGUUAGCCCUUGGGAGAUCGAGACUCCCGAGAGCCUCUUCAUAUUUCCAUCUCUAACCGCAAACAUGAAACGCCCUUUCCACUCGGCUUUCAUAGGAGCACUGCCCGAAUGGGAUUCUUUAAUGAAUCGGCCUUUCCUCAGGGUUCCGGAGAAUCCACAUGGCGAGCUUCAAUGCCCCCCGAUAUCAAGCAUGUGGCCCGAGCAAUUGUUGAAGAUGCUUGCAAAGCCUCAUGGUAUGAUGAGUCCUCAUCCUAUGCAGGAAAUGAAAGACGUUGCGUUACACGAACCAAAGUCUCUAGUGCAACCGGCCAUCAAGGACGUUUGUCUGCAAGCCGACAAUCAUUCUCAGAGCUUCACCGGCCAGCCAUACAUAACUAACUUGAGUAACUCACUACCCGGAAAGCCUAACAUAUCCGGGAACCUAACAUCUCCGGGAGCUGGUCAGGAACUGUCGAAGAUCAACUCCGUUCCUGCUGCGAAUCAAUCAGCUCAGUGCCAGUCCGCGGGACAGCUCAGCGAAGAAAACUUGAUGUGUAAGCCCGCGAAUCCACAAAGCUUCAGCAACGAUUUGAUGGUCUCGGGGCAGAUUGGUGGGGGCUCCGCGCCUUUCCAAACGAGUCCAUGUGGAAUGCAAUCACACCUGGAGACACAUAGUCUUCAAACUCCAACGGUCGAUCCAUCCCACGUUGAAUCUACUAAUGCCAACGCCUUGGUCGAUUUUAGCCCAUACCCGAUGAUGUGUCCGUCUCCUCCCCCCGGAUUGUAUAGAAACACGGGAUCCUUGUCUGUGUUCAAGAACCCCAACCAGUCUCCCAUGUCGUCUGAAGUUGCUUACCCGAUGAUUCUGCCUUCAGUCGGACAAGAGCUGUGGGACGGCCAGUUUAGCAACCCCAAGUGCGCCGGUCUUCCCGUCCUGCUGCCACAUCACGAUAUGUCGAACUUCCAAUACGGUUCGAAUGUCUUGAAGGACUUGUCAGAUGAUAACCACAGCCAAAGUGACAUAUACAGCUGCCUCAAUCUUCACGGGAGUAACAGCGGGAGCACGGUGAUAGACCCUUCUUCGGUCUCGAGCACCAUCUUGGACGACUUCUCUGCCCUGAAGAACAUGGAUUUCGCGAACCCCUCGGAUUACAUGGUGGGGGGCUUCUGCUCGACCCAAGACGUCCAGUCCCAGAUCACGUCGGCCAGCUUAGCAGACUCCCGGACGUUCUCCAUACAGGAAUACGCUGACAACUCAGGUGGGGCGUCAUCUAGCAACGUCGACUUCGAUGACAACAAUCUCCUGCAGCAGAGCUCCUUCCAGCAAGUCACUCCUAGAUUCCGGACUUACACAAAGAUACAAAAGGCGGGAUCGGUGGGGAGGUCGAUUGACGUGUCGAGUUUCAAAACGUACAACCAGCUGCGGUCGGAGAUUGAACGAAUGUUCGGGCUGGAGGGCCUGCUGAACGACCCAGGCUCGGGAUGGAAGCUCGUGUACGUGGACUUUGAGAGCGACGUGCUUCUCGUUGGGGAUGAUCCGUGGGAGGAGUUUGUUGGGUGUGUUCGAUGCAUAAGGAUUCUGUCGCCGGCGGAGGUGAAGCAGAUGGGGGAGGAGGGGAUGCAGCUGCUCAACUCCGCGGCGGGGAUGCAGCUGCAGGGGGAUUCAACUUGAAUGAUCAUAUUAGAUGAAUGUUGUCUGUAAAUUGGAUUCUGAUUCAACCUUUCAUCAUUCUAUUUCUCCCCACAAAACUUCGUGUAUCGCUCUAAAUUUUGUCGAAAAAUAAACAGAAAUAUGCAUAUUCAAAGUCUACAGAAAUAAAUACUUAUAUAAAUACUA